CACAGUGGAGAAGACGAAGCAUUGAGAGGGAAAAGAAAAACGAUGUCGCAGCUCUUAAUCUUAUCAUCUCCUCCAAUGGCGGUUUUCUCCAAACCCUUCAUAAACUAUAAGUUCACAGAUGCUCGUUUUCUCUCUUCUCACUCAAUUCUCACCUCCGGUGAUUUCGCCGGGAAAAUCAUCCCUGUAAAACCGACGGCGAGGUUGAAAUUAACGGUGAAGUCUCGGCAAGAUGAUUACUUUGAGAAGCAGAGGUUUGGUGACUCGUCUUCUUCGCAAAACGCCGAAGGAUCUUCUCCUAGAUUUUACGUGGGUCAUUCGAUUUACAAAGGGAAAGCUGCUCUUACGAUAGAGCCACGAGCACCAGAGUUUGUGGCUUUGGAAUCUGGUGCGUUCAAGCUGACAAAGGAAGGUUUUUUGUUGCUUCAAUUUGCUCCUGCAGCUGGUGUUCGUCAAUACGAUUGGAGUAGGAAGCAGGUCUUUUCGUUGUCGGUUACAGAAAUCGGUAAUCUAGUUAGCCUUGGGCCAAGGGAAUCAUGUGAAUUCUUCCAUGAUCCAUUCAAGGGAAAAGGUAGUGAUGAAGGUAAAGUGAGGAAAGUGUUGAAAGUUGAGCCCCUCCCAGAUGGUUCUGGCCGCUUCUUUAACCUGAGUGUUCAAAACAAACUCUUGAAUGUAGAUGAGAGUGUAUACAUACCAAUCACUAAAGCAGAGUUUGCUGUUCUUAUCUCUGCUUUCAACUUCAUCUUGCCGCACCUUAUAGGCUGGAGUGCAUUUGCUAACUCCAUCAAACCAGAAGACACUAACCGCCCUAACAAUGCAUCGCCUAAGUAUGGAGGAGACUAUGAAUGGAGUAGAUGAUUAGAGGUAACCUUGCAUACUCGGUCCAUCCCAUCAUCUUUUUGUUCUUGCAAAUCAAUGAGUCACCAAGAGCUGUUCAAGACACAGAACGGAAAGAAAAGUAGCAGCAGAGACUGAAGUAGCGUUUAGACCAAAUGUGAUGUGUUGUUGUGUAGGAAAUAACUCAUAUUUUGUAAUAGACAAUCUGUCUGUAU
Molecule: messenger RNA, 1049 nt
Organism: Arabidopsis arenosa
Lineage: Eukaryota; Viridiplantae; Streptophyta; Magnoliopsida; Brassicales; Brassicaceae
Source: the annotation of a GenBank genome assembly